Molecule: messenger RNA, 432 nt
Organism: Penicillium alfredii
Lineage: Eukaryota; Fungi; Ascomycota; Eurotiomycetes; Eurotiales; Aspergillaceae
Exons: 3
Coding region: 1-432 (143 amino acids)
Biological process (GO): transmembrane transport
Molecular function (GO): transmembrane transporter activity
Source: RefSeq, a predicted model, not a curated record
AUGGUGAUCAAUUGCGUCAAUCAACCGCGAUACAAGCGAUCCGUCAAGAAAAACAAUAGAAAAGCUGUCCCAGAGGCUCGCCUGCCUCCCAUGGUGACUGCUCCCGAGUAUCUGUGGCCAUUGCCUGUCGUCGCAGCAGGGUUUAUCGGCGCCGGAUUUACCAUCGUGUUCCAGCAAUGCCUCAACUUCCUGGUGGAUACGUAUGGCGUCUUCGCGGCCAGUGCGGUGUCAGCCAACACCAUUCUGCGGUCUGUGCUUGCCUGUGCGCUUCCGAUGGCUGUGCGGCCGAUGUUUAAGAAACUGGGGGUGGGCUCUGCGUCGAGCUGCUUGGGAGGCAUUUCGUGUUUAUCCUUGCCGGUGCCGCUUCUUUUCAUGAAGUACGGAGCCUUGCUGAGGAAGAAAUCUCGAUUUGCCCCCAAAACCAGUCGCUAG